Messenger RNA from Eptesicus fuscus (big brown bat), 1374 nucleotides. It is a transcript of the gene GLRA1, whose product is annotated as glycine receptor alpha 1. NCBI's taxonomy places the organism in Eukaryota, Metazoa, Chordata, Mammalia, Chiroptera, Vespertilionidae. Gene Ontology annotation, molecular function: glycine binding; transmembrane signaling receptor activity; extracellularly glycine-gated chloride channel activity. Gene Ontology annotation, biological process: signal transduction; regulation of membrane potential; chemical synaptic transmission. Bases 1 to 1374 code for a protein of 457 amino acids. Gene Ontology annotation, cellular component: plasma membrane; synapse; postsynaptic membrane. The transcript is spliced from 9 exons. The record is from RefSeq and is a predicted model, not a curated record.
AUGUACAGCUUCAAUACUCUUCGACUCUACCUUUGGGAGACCAUUGUAUUCUUCAGCCUUGCUGCUUCUAAGGAGGCUGAUGCCGCCCGCUCCGCGCCCAAGCCCAUGUCUCCCUCGGACUUCCUGGAUAAGCUCAUGGGGAGAACCUCUGGAUAUGAUGCCAGGAUCAGGCCCAAUUUUAAAGGUCCCCCAGUGAAUGUGAGCUGCAACAUUUUCAUCAACAGCUUUGGUUCCAUUGCUGAGACAACUAUGGACUACAGGGUCAACAUCUUCCUGCGGCAGCAGUGGAACGACCCCCGGCUGGCCUACAACGAAUACCCCGACGACUCCCUGGACCUGGACCCGUCCAUGUUGGACUCCAUCUGGAAACCGGACCUGUUCUUCGCCAACGAGAAGGGGGCCCACUUCCACGAGAUCACCACGGACAACAAGCUGCUCCGGAUCUCCCGCAGCGGGAACGUCCUCUACAGCAUCAGAAUCACCCUGACGCUGGCCUGCCCCAUGGACUUGAAGAAUUUCCCCAUGGACGUCCAGACAUGUAUCAUGCAACUGGAAAGCUUUGGCUAUACCAUGAAUGACCUCAUCUUUGAGUGGCAGGAGCAGGGAGCUGUGCAGGUGGCAGAUGGACUAACUCUGCCCCAGUUUAUUCUGAAGGAGGAGAAGGACUUGAGAUACUGCACCAAGCAUUACAACACAGGUAAAUUCACCUGCAUUGAGGCUCGGUUCCACCUGGAGCGACAGAUGGGCUACUACCUGAUCCAGAUGUACAUUCCCAGCCUGCUCAUUGUCAUCCUCUCCUGGAUUUCCUUCUGGAUCAACAUGGAUGCUGCACCAGCUCGUGUGGGCCUCGGCAUCACCACCGUGCUCACCAUGACCACCCAGAGCUCUGGCUCCCGAGCAUCCCUGCCCAAGGUGUCCUAUGUGAAAGCCAUUGACAUUUGGAUGGCGGUGUGCCUGCUCUUCGUGUUCUCCGCCUUGCUUGAGUAUGCUGCUGUCAACUUCGUGUCUCGGCAGCACAAAGAGCUGCUCCGGUUCAGGAGGAAGCGAAGACACCACAAGAGCCCCAUGUUGAAUCUAUUCCAGGAGGAUGAGGCCGGAGAGGGCCGCUUCAACUUCUCUGCCUAUGGGAUGGGCCCAGCCUGUCUACAGGCCAAGGAUGGCAUCUCGGUCAAGGGUGCCAACAACAACAACACCACCAACCCCGCUCCUGCGCCGUCCAAGUCCCCGGAGGAGAUGCGAAAACUCUUCAUCCAGAGGGCCAAGAAGAUUGACAAAAUAUCGCGCAUCGGCUUCCCCAUGGCCUUCCUCAUCUUCAACAUGUUCUACUGGAUCAUCUACAAGAUCGUCCGCAGGGAGGACGUCCACAACCAGUGA